UCUUGACUUGACUUGACUUGGAAACAGGAGUUGGGGGAUUUGGGAUUAGUUGGGAGAUGCAGUAUGAUUUUUAUGGCGAUCCAUUCAUUUCUAUUUUCUCUCUCUGCUAACUCUGCCUUGAAGAAGAAGUAGAGCAUACAGUUUGUGGGUUGGUGAAAAUUGGGGAAUGGAAGCUGUGGCAGAAGGGCUGUGGGGACUGGCGGAUGAGUUUGAGAAGAAGGGAGAGAUAGGGAAGGCGGUGAAGUGCUUGGAGGCAAUCUGCCAGUCUCACGCUUCCUUCCUUCCCAUCGUUGAGGUGAAGACUCGACUCCGCAUAGCCACUCUUCUGCUGCGCCACUCUCACAACGUGAACCAUGCUAAGUCCCACCUCGAACGCUCACAAUUGCUCCUUAAUUCCAUACCUUCAUGCUUCGACUUGAAGUGCCGAACUUACUCACUGCUCAGUCAGUGCUACCAUCUCGUUGGGGCUAUCCCUCCUCAGAAGCAGAUCUUGUACAAGGCUCUUCACCUUACUUCUGCGGCGGCUCCCGAUGUUUCGGCCAAGUUAUGGUGUUGCAACUUCAAUUCUCAGCUGGCAAACGCUCUGAUUAUUGAAGGAGACUACCAGAACUCAAUCUCCACUUUAGAAUCAGGUUAUGUAUCCGCUACUCAAAUUUGCUAUCCGGAGCUUCAGAUGUUCUUUGUGGCUUCUAUCCUGCAUGUCCGCCUCCUUAUGCAAUGGGAUGAUCAAACUGCGAAUGAGGUUGAGCGAGCUCUUCAGAGAUGCAAUCAGGUCUGGGAGACUAUGCCCUCUGAUAGGAGAGCCCACUGCAUGGGUUUACUCUUUUACAAUGAGCUUCUCCACAUCUUCUAUCGACUUCGUGUCUCUGAUUACAAGAAUGCUAUCAAACACGUGGACAAAUUGGAUGCUGCUAUGAAGCAAGAUUCCAAGUCUCGGGGACAGCUUACCCGUUUUACUACUACCACAACCACUUCAGCUGGAAAUGAUUCUCUUGAACCCACAUAUUUUGGAAAUGCCAAACGGGCAUUGCAAGAUAAGCUUUUCCUCGCACCACCUCCCAUUAAUGGGGAAUGGCUGCCAAAAAGUGCUGUCUAUGCCCUUGUUGAUCUUAUGGUCAUCAUUUUUGGCCGUCCAAAAGGAAAUUUCAAAGAGUGUGAUAAACGAAUUCAGUCUGGAAUACAUAUCAUCAAAGAGGAACUCAUCAGGCUUGGUAUAACUGAUGAUGUGAGAGAAGUGGACUUGCAGCACUCCGCGAUCUGGAUGGCUGGUGUAUAUUUAAUGCUGUUGAUGCAGUUCCUUGAGAAUAAAGUGGCUGUGGAGCUUACACGGUCUGAAUUUCUUGAAGCUCAGGAGGCAUUGGUGCAAAUGAAGAACUGGUUCAUUCGCUUUCCAACAAUUUUACAAGCUUGUGAGAGCAUCAUCGAAAUGCUUAGGGGGCAAUAUUCCCAUUCUGUUGGCUGUUAUAAUGAAGCAGCUUUUCACUAUGUAGAAGCUGCAAAGAUAACUGAGAGCAAAUCAAUGCAAAUCAUGUGCCAAGCUUAUGCAGCCAUUUCAUACUUCUGCAUUGGUGAUGCUGAAUCGUCUUCACAGGCGCUUGAUUUAAUUGGACCAGUUUACAGAAUGAAGGAUUCCUUUGUUGGAGUUCGUGAGGAAGCAAGCAUCCUUUUUGCUUAUGGCCUUCUAUUGAUGAAGCAGCAAGAUCUACAAGAAGCACGAAACCGGCUGGCCAAGGGUUUGCAGAUUGCUCAUGUUCAAAUGGGAAACCUCCAACUUGUUUCUCAGUAUUUGACCAUUCUUGGGAAUUUGGCACUUGCUCUUCAUGACACUGGACAAGCCAGAGAGAUCCUAAGAUCCUCACUAACUUUAGCGAAGAAGCUUGGUGAUAUCCCAACUCAGAUAUGGGUUCUGUCUGUUUUGACAGGUCUUUUUCAACAAUUAGGUGAGAGGGGAAAUCAAAUGGAGAAUGAUGAGUACAGAAGAAAAAAGUUCGAUGAAUUGCAAUCGAGACUUGCUGAUGCACGUUCAUCCAUUUAUCAUAUUGAACUUAUUGACAAAGUAAAACUUCAAGUUCAGCAAUUUCAUGAGAUUGAUAUGAAGCGUACAAUGGCAGGCGAAUCUAUGAGAGUCAAUCUUGACAUCCCAGAAUCAGUUGGCUUAUCAACACCAAUGCCAGUCCCAUCAUCAUCAAGGCUGGUUGAUUUAGAUACUGGAAGACGUGGUAAGAGAAAACUUUAACUUUUUUUAACAUAUUUUCUUGUUUAUUUGAUUUAGGGAAAUGGUGUUAGCACUUGUAUGUAUAGAUUUCCUAGUAAGGUUAUUUUCAGAAAGACAGCAUCACCCUUCUCAUUGUUAUUGCUGUUUAAUGUCUUUUUCUUUAGUAAAAAGAAUCGUCUCUAAAAAAUUGAUGCAA
This is a messenger RNA of Gossypium raimondii (Peruvian cotton), 2411 nucleotides long. Its product is annotated as sister chromatid cohesion protein SCC4. The coding region runs from base 167 to 2236 and encodes 689 amino acids. The record is from RefSeq and is a predicted model, not a curated record. Gene Ontology annotation, molecular function: double-stranded DNA binding; protein binding. The transcript has 11 exons. Gene Ontology annotation, cellular component: SMC loading complex; chromatin. Gene Ontology annotation, biological process: maintenance of mitotic sister chromatid cohesion; mitotic sister chromatid cohesion. Lineage: Eukaryota; Viridiplantae; Streptophyta; Magnoliopsida; Malvales; Malvaceae.